AUGUGGAUGCCAAGAACAAUCACGGAAAGGAAGGAUGCCGGUAAUGGCGUGGUGGCGGUGGCAGUUGAUAAGGACAAAACCAGCCAAAACGCCCUCAAAUGGGCUAUCGACAAUGUUCUCCAGAGAGGCCAGACCGUGAUUCUCAUUCAUGUCAAAGUUAAGCAGCAGCCUCAAUCCUCCUCUGCUCCCAGUAAGACGAACCCCCAUUUCAAUUUUGUUCAAUUGAAAACCUCAAACCCUGAUUCACAAACCAGGGAGUUGUUCCUUCCUUUUCGAUGCUUCUGCACUCGUAAAGACAUUCAAUGUCAAGACAUUGUGCUGGAAGAUUCAGAUGUAGCAAAAGCAUUGAUCGAGUAUUCGAAUCAGAUGGCGAUUGAGACCUUAGUAUUGGGAGCCGGCUCCAAAGGGGGCUUGUUCAGAUUCAAGACCACAGACAUACCUGGGGCUGUGUCGAAAGGGGCACCUGAUUUUUGUACAGUGUAUGUUAUAUCCAAAACCAAAAUCCAGUCUGCAAGAUCUGCUUCUCGUCCUGCUCCCCAAAUCUCUCCUUUCCGCAAUGUCUCUAGCCAAUCAAGCAUUAAAUCCAGUUCAUCAGACCAUUCUGUCCCGCCAGCUAGAAGAGCAGGCGAGAGGCCUCCAAUUGAUCCACCACGGAAAUCGAGUAGUGAGAAUUCAGAUUUUUUCAGGUCUCCAUUGACGAGGAAAGGUGCGAAUGUGAAAUCAUAUGGUGAUAUAAACUUGGCCGAAACAGAUAUAUCAUUUGUUAGCUCCGGAAGACCAAGCAUUGAUCGCAUGUUCCCAGCUUUCUAUGAUAGUAACAACAAUCCAGAUGCAGGACGACCACCAAGGCUAUCAAAUCUUUCUGAGCUAGAAAGCGAUCUCAACAGCUUUGAGUCGGCAAUGCAACCUGGUAGGAGAUCACUAGAUAUCACCUCCUCCCCUAGAUUGUCAUCAGUCUCCCAGGAAAAUGAAAGGCUCUCCUCAGUAUCACAAUCCAUGGACGAUGUGGAAGCUGAAAUGAGAAGGUUGAAGCUAGAGCUAAAACAAACAAUGGAAAUGUACAGCACAGCCUGUAAAGAAGCGCUUGUAGCACAGCAGAAGACAAGGGAUCUACAAAUGUGGAAGCUAGAAGAAGAGAGGAGGCUCGAAGAAGCAAGACUAGCUGAGGAAACUGCUUUGGCAAUAGCUGAGAAGGAGAAAGCGAAAACUAAAGCAGCUAUCGAAGCAGCUGAAGCUGCUCAGAGGAUUGCAGAGCUAGAAGCACAGAAGAGAAUCGACGCGGAGAUGAAAGCAAUUAAAGAAUCUGAAGAGAAGAAGAAAGCACUUGACACUAUCAUGCACUCUGAUGUCAGAUACAGAAAGUAUAGCAUUGAGGAUAUUGAAGCUGCCACUGAAAAUUUCUCCAACUCACGCAAAAUUGGAGAAGGAGGUUAUGGUCCUGUCUACAGGUGCAAUCUUGACCAUACACCUGUUGCCAUAAAGGUCCUUCGACCGGACGCUGCUCAAGGAAGGUCCCAGUUUCAGCAGGAGGUUGAGGUGUUGAGUUGCAUUAGGCACCCAAAUAUGGUCCUCCUACUGGGUGCUUGCCCGGACUAUGGAUGCUUGGUGUAUGAGUACAUGGCGAAUGGAAGCCUAGAAGACCGUCUCUUCCGACGAGGCAACACCCCUCCUCUAUCAUGGCAGCAGAGAUUUCGUAUCGCUGCAGAAAUUGGAACCGGCUUAUUAUUCCUCCACCAAACCAAGCCUGAACCCCUUGUCCAUCGAGACCUGAAACCAGGCAACAUUCUCCUUGACCGGAACUUCGUCAGCAAGAUCAGCGACGUCGGUCUGGCUAGGCUGGUCCCGCCUGCGGUGGCAGACAGCGUUACACAGUACCGAAUGACAUCCACCGCGGGAACAUUCUGCUACAUCGAUCCAGAGUACCAGCAGACAGGAAUGCUGGGGAUCAAGUCCGACAUUUACUCCCUCGGGAUCAUGUUCUUGCAGAUAAUCACAGCCAAGCCACCGAUGGGGUUGACCCACCAUGUGGACAGAGCCAUUCAGAGGGACACACUGGUUCAGAUGCUUGAUCCUGCUGUGCCCGAUUGGCCCAUGGAAGAGGCCAAGAAGUUUGCUCAGUUGUCACUGCAGUGCGCCGAGUUGAGAAGGAAGGAUCGGCCUGAUCUGGGGAAGGUGAUCUUGCCUGAACUCAACCGGUUGAGAACUCUUGCCGAGGAGAGUGUGCAGCAGCAACUGCCUUUUUUUGCUGGCAAUACUCCCCUUCAUUCCCCGAGCUCCUCCCAGGUUUCUCUCAAACUAAAUGAACCUGCUUCUGUAUAGAGCGGCUGUGGAAACUGGAAAUGAGCUGAAGUCAUGUACUGUAGACAGCAGCCAUGCCAGACCCCUGAAGAGGCGAAGAUGAAGAUUUGUACAUUGUGAUUCUUUUCUAUAAUUUUCCUCUUUUAAGUAUUUUCAUGGUGUAUAUAGUAGUUGUGGAUUGUGAGUCUUGGGUUGGCUCAAGAAUGAAGAAAGUAGCAACAUGAAAGAUUUUAAGAAUAAAGGAGCAAUUUAUCAGUAUGCUUAAAUUUUGAGGGGCGAAGUGUAAUUUAAAUUUCGUUAUCCGCUCCAAGGUUCUUAGGUCCUUACCGUGUUUGCCAGACCGACCGACUGAGUGAGAGAGAGCUUCUCUGCAACUGCGAAAAUGGAAGCAACUCCCUCCAUUCUUACUUCUUCCGCUGCUUCUUGCUCACCGUCUCCUUCUUCUUCUUCCUAUCCCAUUUGUUCAAUCCCUCACCUCAGAAUCGGUAGUUCCCGGUCAUCAAUUCCCCUCCGCAAAUCACACCUCUUCAGCCCGCUCUCGCUGCUGCUUCCCGUCCCCUCCGCGUCUUCUUCUUCUCUCCGAGCGUCCUCCUUUCAGGUAGUUCAAACUCCCGCCGCCACCGACGCUUCGCCCGACGCCAUGGAUGUCGCGAUGCCCAAGAUUGACAAGAGUGGGAGGUUUUGCAGCCCACGAGCUGCUCGGGAGCUCGCUCUAUUGAUCGUUUAUGCGUCGUGUUUAGAAGGGUCUGACCCAAUUCGACUGUUUGAGAAGCGGAUGAAUGCAAGAAGAGAGCCUGGGUAUGAGUUUGAUAAGUCGUCUCUGUUGGAGUAUAACCACAUGAAUUUCGGAGGACCACCUGUUACAACGGAGACCAUUGAAGAAGCUGAUGAGCUGCUGUGCAUAAAUGACCAUGAAUCCGCCAUUGAAGCUGAAGUCCUUUCAGCGCCUCCGAAGCUGGUAUACAGCAAACUGAUUUUACGUCUAACAAGGAAGCUUUUGGUAGCUGUUGUGGACAAGUGGGAUAGUCAUGUCCGAAUUAUAGACGAAAUAGCUCCUGCGAACUGGAAGAAUGAACCAGCAAGCAAAAUUUUGGAGCUCAGCAUCCUCCAUCUAGCAAUGUCUGAGAUUAUAGUCAUCGGGACAGCACACCAGAUUGUCAUCAACGAGGCUGUAGAUCUUGCUAAAAGGUUCUGCGAUGGCGCAGCCCCACGGAUCAUCAACGGAUGCUUGAGGACAUUCAUGAAGGGUCUUUUUGAAACCGAGUUAGCUCAGGAUGCUUCCUCCACCAAGCAGGAAGUCGUACAACUCGACCGCAGUCUGCUUGGACAAAAGAACGUAUGAACAACGAGUCACGACUACCAUGUUAUAGGAGAAGAAACAACCUAUGGAGAAGGCCUGCUAGCUCCCGGAACCCAUUCCAUCGGAGCUGUAGAAGAAGCAUCAAGUGGCGGGUAUCAAGAGUAUAGUAUAUGAUUUGUUGUUGUUGUUGUUGUUAUUGUUGUGUUAGAUAGUGGAUUUUAGCAGCAAACUAACUUUGUUCGAUGUAUUGUUGUUGGCAAAUGCCUAGAAUGGAUGGUAGACUAAACUAGUUGGUGGUACUUAGGUAAUCAGAGCGUGGAACGGGACUACUUACUGAGAAUGAGUGUGCCACUUGAUUUUACGAUGGAUGUUGCAAAACAAGCAGCUAGGGGUGUGCAAUGGUCCGGUCCGUACCGGAUCACAUUGGACCAAACCGUUGUUAAGACCGGACCGGACCAGACCGAGUAAAAUGCGGUUCGGUUCUUGGUC
Messenger RNA from Linum tenue, 4087 nucleotides. The record is from the annotation of a GenBank genome assembly. Lineage: Eukaryota; Viridiplantae; Streptophyta; Magnoliopsida; Malpighiales; Linaceae.